Cucumis sativus (cucumber) is the source of this 2163-nucleotide messenger RNA. RefSeq lists its product as uncharacterized. The record is from RefSeq and is a predicted model, not a curated record. The transcript is spliced from 7 exons. NCBI's taxonomy places the organism in Eukaryota, Viridiplantae, Streptophyta, Magnoliopsida, Cucurbitales, Cucurbitaceae. The coding region runs from base 656 to 1924 and encodes 422 amino acids.
CUCCCUUUCCCACUGUAUUAAAUUCUUUUCUUUCUUUCUUUCUUUUCUAAUUGUCUUUAAUUGCCAUUAACGUUUAGAUUAAAUUUUAUCUAUUCUUUCUUCUUUUAAUUUUCUUUCGCGUCGUUCAUGAGAAUUAAAUUCUAAAACGGAAAACAGAGAAAUUAAUCUCUUAUUAACGACAGUUAAAGAAAAUUUAAAAAUAAGAAAGGAAAGAGAAUUUAAUUCCAUUUAAUAAAAAAAAAAAAAAAAAAAAAAAGAGGCACUAUGAAACCAAAAAAACAACACUAUUUAUAUUUUAAAAACAGCCCUUUUACCUAAUAAUAUUUCUCCAGUUAAGGCCCUAUUUUUUAGAGCACAUUUCUGAAAUAUUUUAGAAAGGCAAGAGAAUGUUUUAUGUUAUAUGUUGGGAAUGGUGAAGCAAAGAAGAAGAAGAAAACAAAACAAAAGCUUGGGUCUUUUUUUUUCUCUUUUUUUUUUGUAACUGAGAUUAUUAGAUUAGAUUAGAUUAAUAAGUACUUAUUAAUGUGAUUUCUUCUUCAUUUUUAUUUUUAUUUGUUUUUCUCUUCAUCCAUAUACAACCAGACAACUUCAAUACUUACAAAUCUCACAUCAUUACAGUAAAACAAACGACUUCCCCGAAAAACAUUCCAUCCAUAUGGCUUCUUCUUCUUCUUCUUCUUCUUCUUCUUGUUCUUGUUUUGUUGUUUUGCUUCUGGUUUUUACUUCUUUUUCCUCUGUUUUGUCAAGUUCUAUAUCCCAUCAAAUCCCAACAAAAAACCAAACUUUGUUCCACCCAGCUAAAGAACUCAAGAAACUUAAACACAUCAGAAAUUAUUUGCGCAAAAUCAACAAGCCUCCCAUCAAGAUAAUUCAGAGUUCAGAUGGUGAUGUUAUAGAUUGUGUUCUUUCUCAUCUUCAACCUGCUUUUGACCAUCCUGAUCUCAAAGGCCAUUCUCCAUUGGAACCACCAGAGAGGCCAAGAGGGAACAGCAACUCCACUGAAGAAGCAAUAGAGAAUUUCCAGUUAUGGUCAGAAUCAGGUGAGUUUUGCCCAGAAGGAACAAUCCCAAUAAGAAGAACAACAGAAAAAGAUAUAUACAGAGCAAGUUCUUAUAGAAGAUAUGGAAGAAAACCCAUUAAACAUGUGAAAAGAGACUCUUCUGGCAAUGGCCAUGAGCAUGCUGUGGUAUAUGUGAAUGGGGAACAAUAUUAUGGAGCAAAGGCGAGUUUAAACAUAUGGGCACCACGUGUAACGGAUCAAUAUGAGUUUAGUAUAUCACAAAUAUGGGUAAUUUCAGGUUCAUUUGAGAAUGAUUUGAACACCAUUGAAGCUGGAUGGCAGGUUAGUCCUGAACUGUAUGGAGACAACAAUCCCAGAUUCUUUACAUACUGGACAACUGAUGCUUAUCAAGCCACAGGAUGUUAUAAUUUACUUUGUUCUGGGUUCGUUCAAACCAAUAAUAGGAUAGCAAUUGGAGCAGCAAUUUCGCCUAUUUCUUCUUACCGUGGCAAGCAAUUUGAUAUUGGUUUAAUGGUCUGGAAGGAUCCGAAGCACGGGCAUUGGUGGUUAGAAUAUGGGUCGGGGUUGCUGGUGGGGUACUGGCCAGCAUUUUUGUUCAGCCAUUUGAGGAGUCAUGCUAGCAUGGUACAAUUUGGAGGGGAAGUAGUGAACAGCAGAUCUAAUUCAGGGUUUCACACAGGAACUCAAAUGGGGAGUGGUCAUUUUGCUGAAGAAGGGUUUGGGAAAGCUUCUUAUUUCAGGAAUUUACAAGUUGUUGAUUGGGAUAAUAAUUUGCUUCCUCUAACAAAUCUUCAGGUCUUGGCUGACCAUUCCGAUUGUUAUGAUAUUAGACAAACCACCAAUAAUGUUUGGGGCACUUAUUUUUACUAUGGAGGACCUGGUAGAAAUGUCAAAUGCCCUUAGAAUUAUUUGGCCUUUUUAUUAUUUAGUCGUUGUUGUUGAUGAUGUUUUAGGAUAUAAUGUAAUUUAAUUGUAAUCUUUCUUUCUUUUUUGGUUUCUUUUUGUCCUAGGCCACCUUGAGGUAUGGUUUUGGUUUGGUUUUGGCCUUUUUCAAUAUUAGUUUAUACAGAGAGGAUGAAUUUUUUGUAAUUAUGGAUGAAGAAUACAAAGAAGUGAAGAAUUAGAAAGGUUGUGCUUACUUA